Molecule: messenger RNA, 14830 nt
Organism: Anneissia japonica
Lineage: Eukaryota; Metazoa; Echinodermata; Crinoidea; Comatulida; Comatulidae
Product: dynein beta chain, ciliary-like
Biological process (GO): microtubule-based movement
Cellular component (GO): dynein complex
Molecular function (GO): dynein intermediate chain binding; dynein light intermediate chain binding; minus-end-directed microtubule motor activity
Source: RefSeq, a predicted model, not a curated record
ACAAACCGCCAUUUUAGAGAAAGUCGGAGCAGACAAGAAUUCAACGACGGGUGUAGAAAGUUUGUAUUUUUCUAGUUUUGCAAAUGUUUAACGCUCCAAAAAUAAGCUGUGCUACUACAUGCACAGUUUGUAAUCGUAUUGGGUAUAUAGAUUGAAUUCAAUAAGAUGUUUGAAAAGGCAUAAUUAAUGUUUAAAAAGCUAGCCUCUCGAUCGACAACAUUUCCACUUGCCUGGCGCAGGACAGAGAGGUUAAUACAGUUGGCCUAAUUAAUUGAUUUGGCUGCGUACACACUUCUUGCCAAUGGUACUGCGUAAAAAACUUUUGUUAUAAUGGCGGAAUCAGGUGACGCGCGAUUAGACUUUAUUGCAGAAUAUAUUUUGAAAUGUUACAAACUGAAACCAGAUAAAUGGGCAAAAUGUAUCGGUUUCGAAGAACAAAAAAUUCUAAUGAUGGAGUUUUUGGAAAAAGCAGAACAUCAACAGCUAAUUUUCACUGUCAAUUCUGCCGGAUUGAUCACUCCGUCAUAUGAAUUUCCCACCUCUCUCAAGAACACUAAAGCAGUAUAUUUUAUCAAGAAGGGAAAAGAAGCUGUUUCAAAAGAUAACAUUGCUAAUUCUCUCGUAUACGGAGACCUUGCUUAUUCACCAUUGGAACAACUGUCAGCACUAGUUGAUGAAGUGUUGGUUCCUUUACUAUCAAAUCCACGGAACCAUGACUCGUGGCCGAAUGUAGUUUCUCAGGAUGUCUUGAGGCAUGUGCACAACCUGAAAAGUAAUGUGUAUGUUGUGGCAGGGCAGGUCAAAGGCAAGACCUUGCUCCCGCUACCUGUAGGCUCAGAGAAAGUUGAAGCCAGUUCUGUAGCUGAAGACAAGGCUGAAUCAAUUGACCGUAACUUAGUGCAUUCGAUAGAGUCUGUCAUCAUAGACUGGACUCACCAGAUACAGGGUGUUUUGAAACGAGACUCAGCACAACCUUUACUUGAAGGUUUGAAUCCCGGACCCAAUGUAGAGAUCGAGUUUUGGAAAGCUAAAUGUGAAAAUUUGGACUGCAUCUUCCAACAGCUAAGAGAUCCAAAAGUACGCAAGAUGAAAGAGCUUCUGGAAAGGACAAACAGCAGCUAUUUACCAACUUUCAAAAACAUUGAGAGAGAUGUUGAAGCUGCUCUCACCGAAGCUCAAGACAUCAACACACAUCUGAAGCCUCUGCUCCGACACAUUGAUGGCUUUGAAGAGGUCGACUUCCCAGAGCUUCCUGAAAGACUUCCAGCUCUAAUGCACACCGUUUGCUUGAUAUGGAGUCAUUCUGAGUAUUACAACACACCACCAAGAAUCAUAGUGCUCCUUCAAGAACUCUGCAAUUCACUUAUCAGCCAGUGCCGCACCUACUUGGAUCCUGGAGAGCUCUUCAAAAUGGAAGCAGAGGAGGCGCUUGAGAAGACAAGAUCUGCCGUUGGUGUCUUGAAGAUGUUCCGUAACCUCUACGAGGAUCACCGCGGUAAGAUGAAAGAUUAUUUCAAGGAUGGUAAAGAACCAAGGCUGUGGGAGUUUGCUUCCCAAAUGGUGUUUACUCGUAUGGAUGCUUUCAUUGAACGCCUGGAUACCCUUGAGAAACUCUUUGAGACGACAGUUGAAUUCAGCAAACUAGAGAAGACUGAAAUGGGUGGCAUGAAGGGCAAGAUGCUUGGGAGUAUGGUAGAGAAGGUCCAUGAAGAGUUCCAGGAAUAUGUGAAGAUAUUUGGAGAGCGACCAUACGAUGGCCUGGAUCCUCAGUGCCAAGAAUUCAUCGAUGAUUAUAGCAACUUCGAAAAGCAAGUGUACGACUUAGAUCGCAGACUGGGAUCAAUCCUUUGCCAAGGCUUUGAUGACUGUUCUGGUCUUGAAGCCAGUUUCAAGAUGCUGGAUUGUUAUGGUCCAAUCCUCGACAGACCUGUGAUCUGUGAAGACUUCGAGCACAAGUAUCCCGUGGUCUUGCGCCUCUACAACGAGGAACUUGACAAAGCAAAGGUGAUCUAUGACGAUCAGAUGAAAGCGUGCGAGGACUCGGAGAAUAAACCUCCACUUCAUAAAAACUUUCCAGAGAUAGCUGGUGCUCUCAAGUGGGCUAAGGAACUCCGAAUGAGAAUCGAUAAACCUAUGGGAAGCUUCAAACACAUAGAACAUCCCACUGGCAUAAAGAGAAUAAUGCAAACUGAAGAUGCUGCAGUAAUUUUUAAGAAGUAUGAGGAGAUGAUGGAACUCCUUGGCAAGUAUGAGGUAAAGGUAUAUGAGAGCUGGACAGCAAAUGUAGAUGAUGUGUGUUCUGUAAAUCUUAAUCAGCCACUGAUCAUACGCAACAAAGAAAGUAAGCUGAUCUCAGUGAACUUUGACCCUAAACUUGUGGCUGUCCUGCGGGAAGUAAAGUAUCUUAAUAUUCGAAGUGAAGAAAAGAUUCCAGACAGUGCGGCAACUAUUUAUUCUAAACAUGAAACACUCCGUCAGUAUGUGGCGAACUUGGACUUAACUGUGCAAUGGUAUAACCGAGUCAGAGAGACGGUGCUAGAGGUGGAAUUCCCACUUGUUGAAAGCCAACUUGCUGACAUUGACACUCAGCUUGAGAAGGCUGAGGAUAAUUUAAAUUGGAAUCAGGAAGAAGUUUGGGAGUACAUCCAAAAAACGAGGGACCAGGUUCAUGAUUUAGAAAAGAGGGUACAAAAAUGUAAAGACAAUGUUGAUGCCAUCAAAAAGAUAAUGGAAGAAUGGAGUAAACUUCCAUUGUUUGAGAGGAAGGAGAACAAAACUGAAUCUCUGUUGUCACUGGAUGACAGAGAAUCCAAGAUCACCAAGAGGUAUGCAGAGAUCACAGCUGCAGGAGAGAAGAUCCACGCUCUUGUCAAAGAAAAUCUUGAGCUUUUCAAAGCCGAUGCAUCAUCAGAUAUCUGGAAGGCAUACGUGGAUUACCUUGAUGACAUGGUGGUGGAUGGUUUCUUCAACUGCAUCCAUUGCAGUCUGAACUUCCUUCUGGAAAACACUGAUAGCAAGACUACUUUAGCGCCUGUCUUUGAAGCACGCUUGGAGUUACAGGUUCCUGACAUGGUCUUCCAACCUUCUCUAGAUUAUGGUAUUGCUGAUGGUUUCUAUGACCUUCUGGAGAUGCUUGUCAGUGACAUCUAUAAGAUGGCAUCACUGGUCAAGAGAUUGGCAGAACACAGUGGUGCAGAGCAUUAUCAGACUGAUCUGGAGGAUAUGAUGGAACUGUCUGACAUGCGUCAAGAGAUGAUGGAUAGGGUACAGACUAUCAUGAACAAGGCCCAAGAGUACCGCAAUUCAUAUGAUGGCUAUGCUUACCUCUGGGUAGAUGACCGGCAAGAGUUCAUGCGCCAGUUCCUUCUGUAUAACCACGUUCUCACUACAGAGGAGAUCGAGGCACAUGCGGAAGAUGGCGUUCCAGAAUGCCCACCAACUUUAGAACAAUUCAAAGAACAGGUUGAUACAUAUGAGAAAAUAUAUGGUGAAGUAGAUGAGAUCAUUCCAGUACAGACAUUUGACUGCUGGUUCCGUGUCGAUGCCAAGCCAUUCAAACAAGCUCUACUGAAUAUUAUCAAACGAUGGAGCUUCAUGUUCAAGCAACAUCUCAUUGACCAUGUCACAAACAGUCUUGCUGCUCUUCAAGACUUCAUCAAAGUUGCAGACAGCGGGCUCACCAGCCAAGUUGAGGAAGGUGAUUACGAUGGCUUAGUAGAUGUCAUGGGUCAUUUGCUGGCAGUCAAAGAACGUCAAUCAACCACUGACGUGAUGUUUGAGCCGUUGAAGCAGACCAUCGAACUACUGAAGACAUACGACCAAGAGAUGCCGGAUGAGGUUCAUCUACAGCUGCAGGAAUUACCGGAGCAGUGGAAUAACACCAAGAAGAUUGCCAUCACCGUCAAACAACAUGUGGCACCGUUACAAGCCAGCGAGGUUGCAAUCAUCAGACGUAAAUGCACAUCAUUUGAUGUUAAGCAACAUGAAUUCAGGGAACGAUUUAGGAAAGAGGCUCCAUUUAGGUUUACAUUCGAACAGGCAUACCCAGCUCUUGACACGUGCAAUCAGGAAAUAUUUGAGAUGGAAACAGAGAUGGCUUCUCUACAGGACUCGGCCGGUUUGUUUGAGGUCAACGUACCAGACUACAAACAGCUGAAGGCUUGUAGGAAAGAAGUCUGCAUGCUGAAGACACUCUGGGACAUGAUUAUUUUAGUACGCUCCAGCAUCGAUGACUGGAAGACCACCCUCUGGCAGGAGAUCAAUGUAGAACAAAUGGAGAUGGACUGCAAAAAGUUCGCAAAAGACAUCCGAAGUCUCGAUAAAGAGAUGCGUGCCUGGGAUGCUUACUGCGGUCUGGACUCAACUGUAAAGAACAUGCUGACAUCACUCCGUGCUGUCAGUGAGUUGCAGAAUGCAGCCAUCAGGGAGAGACAUUGGCAGCAACUUAUGCAUGCCACUAAGGUUAAAUUCCUAAUGGAUGAAUCAACCACACUUGCUGAUCUUCUCGCUCUGAACCUUCACAACUUUGAAGAUGAGGUCCGCAACAUCGUUGAUAAAGCUGUCAAAGAAAUGAGUAUGGAGAAAGUGCUGAAGGAACUUGAUGUCACAUGGACUCAAAUGGAGUUUGAGUAUGAAAAACAUCCAAGAACUGGUGUACCAAACCUCAAGUCUAGUGAAGAAUUGAUAGAAACUCUUGAAGACAACCAGGUUCAACUUCAAAAUCUGAUGACAUCGAAAUACAUUGCUCACUUCCUCGAAGAGGUCUCUGGUUGGCAGAAGAAACUCUCUACUGCAGACUCUGUCAUCAGUAUUUGGUUUGAGGUCCAGAGAACGUGGUCCCAUCUGGAGAGUAUAUUCAUUGGGUCUGAAGACAUUCGUAGCCAGCUGCCAGAAGAUUCUAAACGUUUCGAUGGCAUCGACACCGAUGUCAAGGAAUUGAUGUAUGAUGUUGAGAAAACUCCAAAUGUGGUUGAAGCCACAAAUAAGAAAGGUUUGUUUGACAAACUGGAAGACAUCCAGUCAAGGUUGUCACUGUGUGAGAAAGCCCUUGCUGAAUAUCUCGAAACUAAGCGAUUGGCGUUCCCACGUUUCUACUUCGUUUCAUCGGCUGAUCUCUUGGAUAUUCUCUCAAAUGGAAACAAUCCAUCAACAGUAACACAACUGAACACAUUGAUCACAAUGUUGAUCGGAAAUCUGAACUCGGGCGAUCGUCAAAAAAUCAUGACCAUCUGCACCAUCGACGUGCACGCUCGCGACGUAGUCGCCAAGCUGAUCGCCAUGAAGAUCGACAGUGCCCAGGCCUUCCAGUGGCUUAGUCAACUGCGCCAUCGCUGGGAUGAUGAAAAGAAGCAGUGCUAUGCUAACAUCUGUGACGCCCAGUUCAGAUACUCCUACGAGUACCUAGGAAACACUGCCAGGCUUGUGAUUACUCCAUUAACAGAUAGGUGCUACAUAACCUUAACCCAGUCUCUCCAUUUGACAAUGAGCGGUGCUCCAGCGGGGCCAGCAGGAACCGGAAAGACUGAAACGACUAAAGAUUUAGGACGUGCUCUCGGCAUCAUGGUCUAUGUAUUCAACUGCUCAGAACAGAUGGACUACAAGUCUUGUGGUAACAUUUACAAGGGUUUGUCACAAACUGGUGCAUGGGGUUGCUUUGAUGAGUUCAACAGAAUAUCUGUAGAGGUACUCUCGGUUGUAGCUGUCCAGGUUAAAUGUGUCCAGGAUGCUAUUCGUGACAAAAAGAAACGCUUCAACUUCAUGGGCGUGGAGAUCAACUUGGUUCCCACCGUCGGAAUCUUCAUCACCAUGAAUCCAGGUUAUGCUGGCAGAACUGAACUUCCAGAGAAUCUUAAGGCCUUAUUCAGACCUUGUGCUAUGGUUGUGCCAGAUUUCGAAUUGAUCUGUGAAAUUAUGUUGGUGGCUGAAGGGUUCUUGGACGCAAGACUUUUGGCUAGGAAAUUCAUUACUCUCUACACCCUCUGCAAAGAGUUGUUAUCCAAACAGGAUCAUUACGAUUGGGGAUUACGUGCCAUCAAAUCUGUACUGGUCGUCGCAGGUUCCCUGAAAAGAAGCGACAAGGACCGUCCCGAAGACCAAGUACUGAUGAGGGCGCUGCGUGAUUUCAACAUACCAAAGAUUGUGACCGACGACAUGCCCGUUUUCAUGGGAUUAAUCGGUGACCUGUUCCCCUCGCUGGACGUGCCACGUAAACGUGAUCUGAACUUUGAGAAGGUCGUAAAGCAGUCAACCAUUGAUCUGAAAUUACAAGCAGAAGACAACUUUGUGUUGAAAGUGGUACAACUGGAAGAGUUGCUCGCUGUCAGGCAUUCGGUGUUCGUCAUCGGUAACGCAGGAACAGGCAAAACACAGGUGUUGAAAGUACUGAACAAGACAUAUUCCAACAUGAAGCGCAAGCCGGUGUUAAUUGAUCUCAAUCCAAAAGCUGUCACCAAUGAUGAGUUAUUUGGUAUCAUCAACCCAGCCACCAGAGAAUGGAAAGAUGGCUUGUUCUCUAACAUCAUGCGGGACAUGAGCAACAUCUCGCACGACGGACCCAAGUGGAUCGUACUGGAUGGUGACAUUGAUCCCAUGUGGAUUGAGUCCCUCAACACUGUCAUGGAUGACAACAAGGUGCUGACAUUGGCUAGCAAUGAACGUAUUCCACUAACACCAAGUAUGCGUCUUCUAUUUGAGAUCAGUCACCUGAAGACCGCCACCCCGGCCACUGUGUCUAGAGCUGGUAUUCUGUAUAUCAAUGCUUCUGAUUUGGGCUGGAAUCCGGUUGUUACCAGCUGGAUUGACACACGUGAAGUGCAGUCUGAAAGAGCGAACCUAACCAUCCUUUUUGAUAAGUACCUGCCACCAAUCCUGGAGACACUCAGGGUACGAUUCAAGAAAAUCAUUCCCAUUCCAGAGCAAAGCAUGGUGCAGAUGCUGUGUUACCUACUCGAAUGCCUCCUAACACCUGAAAACACCCCACCAGACUGUCCGAAAGAACUGUACGAAUUGUACUUUGUGUUUGCCUCCAUCUGGGCCUUUGGUGGCGCUAUGUUCCAGGAUCAGCUCGUGGACUAUCGUGUGGAGUUCAGCAAAUGGUGGAUAACAGAAUUCAAGACCAUCAAAUUCCCCAGCCAAGGCACCGUCUUUGAUUACUACAUUGAUCAGGAGUCCAAGAAGUUCCUGCAUUGGUCUGAAAGGGUUCCUAAGUUUGAGCUUGACCCAGAGAUGCCUCUUCAGGCUGUCCUGGUACACACCGCAGAAACGACUCGUAUCCGUUUCUUUGUGGAUCUACUGAUGGCCAACGGUCGCCCAGUGAUGCUUGUAGGAAAUGCAGGUCUCGGCAAGAGUGUGCUCGUUGGCGACAAACUGAACUCUUUGUCUGAAGAUUACAUGGUUGCAAAUGUACCUUUCAACUACUAUACAACUUCAGAUAUGUUGCAACGUGUGCUGGAAAAACCACUGGAGAAGAAGGCUGGUCGUAACUAUGGUCCACCAGGAACUAAGACACUUGUCUAUUUCAUUGAUGACAUGAAUAUGCCAGAGGUUGACACGUAUGGCACAGUACAACCCCAUACUCUAAUCCGUCAGCACAUGGAUUACAGACAUUGGUACGACAGAGUCAAGCUAAGUCUGAAAGAGAUACACAACUGUCAGUACAUCUCCUGCAUGAACCCGACAUCUGGUAGCUUCACCAUCAACUCUAGACUUCAGCGUCACUUCUGUGUGUUUGCCCUGAGUUUCCCCGGUCAAGAUGCUUUAACCACCAUCUACAACAGCAUCUUCAGCCAACAUCUGCAAAUCGUCGGCUGUACCAACAACAUCCAGAAAAUGAGUUUAACUGUUGUGACGGCGGCACUGGACUUGCACAAGAAAGUCACCAGUUCAUUCCUGCCAACUGCCAUCAAGUUCCAUUACAUCUUUAAUUUGAGAGAUCUCUCCAACAUCUUCCAGGGGUUGCUGUACUCUAGUCCCGAGUGCCUGAAGACACCCAGUGAUCUAGUUCGGCUUUGGAUGCAUGAAUCCGAUCGAGUCUACGGUGACAAGUUCAUCGAUGAAAAAGACAUUGAAACAUUCCAAAAAGUUUUGGUAGAUUUUGGCAAAAAAUAUUUUGAGGAUGUUGAUGAGGAUACAUUUACUAAAAAGCCCAACAUCUUUUGCCAUUUUGCCGGUGGCAUUGGUGAUCCAAAGUACCUCGCCGUUCCUGGCUGGGAUGAGCUCAGCAAGAUCCUAGUGGAAGCCUUGGACAGUCACAAUGAAAUCAAUGCUGUUAUGAACCUGGUGCUCUUUGAAGAUGCCAUGCAACAUGUUUGCCGCAUCAACCGUAUAUUGGAGUCGCCACGAGGCAAUGCUUUAUUAGUAGGUGUUGGUGGAAGCGGUAAGCAGAGUUUAGCCCGUCUUGCGGCUUACAUAAGCAGUUUAGACGUUUUCCAGAUUACACUCAAAAAGGGCUAUGCAAUACCUGAUCUAAAGGUGGACUUGGCCGCCCAGUGCCUGAAAGCUGGUCUCAAAGGUGUCGGUACCAUGUUUCUGAUGACAGAUGCCCAGGUUGCUGAUGAGAUCUUUCUGGUGUUGAUCAAUGAUCUCUUAGCAUCUGGUGAAAUUCCAGACCUGUUUCCAGAUGAUGAGGUGGAGAACAUCAUUGGUGGUGUCAGGAAUGAGGUCAAGUCAACUGGUCUACAGGAUACAAGAGAGAACUGCUGGAGGUUCUUCAUAGAAAGACUUCGAAGACAAUUAAAGGUUGUGUUGUGCUUUUCACCCGUUGGUAACACUCUGCGCGUCAGAAGUCGUAAGUUCCCUGCCGUUGUCAACUGCACAUGUAUCGAUUGGUUCCAUGAAUGGCCACAAGAAGCUCUGGUCUCUGUCAGUAAGAGGUUCCUUGAAGAAGUCGAGCUGCUACCAAGCGAGAUAAAAUUUUCUGUGGCAGAGUUCAUGGCUUAUGUACACACAAGCGUGAAUGAGACCAGUAAGAUGUACCUCCAAAAUGAACGCCGUUACAAUUACACCACACCAAAGAGUUUCCUUGAACAAAUUAAACUCUACCAGAAUCUUCUGACAGUCAAAAGUCAUGAGUUGACGGCAAAGAUGGAACGUCUGGAGAAUGGUUUAACAAAACUGCAAAGCACUGCACAACAGGUGGAUGAUUUAAAAGCUAAAUUAGCCUCUCAAGAGGUUGAACUAACCCAGAAGAACGAGGAUGCUGACAAACUGAUCCAAGUGGUGGGCAUCGAGACAGAGAAGGUCAGUAAAGAAAAGGUGGGGGCAGCUGAAGAGGAAAAGAAAGUAGCAGUGAUUGCAGAAGAGGUCGGCAAGAAAGCCAAGGAAUGUGAAACAGAUCUUGCCAAGGCAGAACCUGCACUUAUUGCUGCCCAGGAAGCUCUCAACACUCUUAACAAGACCAAUCUUACAGAAUUGAAGUCAUUUGCUACACCUCCGCCAGCUGUCCUGUUGGUUACUGCAGCUGUCAUGUGCCUACUGGCACCAAACGGUAAAGUGCCGAAGGAUCGAGGCUGGAAAGCAGCCAAAUCCAUGAUGCAAAAGGUUGAUGCCUUUUUGGAUUCCUUGUUGAAUUACGAUAAAGAAAAUAUCCCAGAUGGUUCGCUGAAGGCAGUGCAAGAGUACCUCAACAACCCUGAGUUUGACCCCGAGCUGAUCAAGACCAAGUCGGCUGCUGCUGCUGGCCUCUGCUCAUGGGGUUUGAACAUUGUUACCUUCUACAAUGUGUACUGUGAUGUAGAACCCAAGAGGAAGGCUCUGCAGAAAGCCAAUGAUGAACUCAGUGCUGCUCAAGAAAAGCUUGCUGUAAUUACUGCUAAAAUUGCUGAAUUGGAUGCUAACUUGGCCAAGCUGACAGCUGAUUUUGAGGAGGCUACAGCUGCAAAAUUGAAGUGUCAGCAAGAGGCAGAAUCUACCGCUAGGACCAUCACCUUAGCUAACAGACUUGUUGGAGGCCUAGCCUCUGAGAAUGUCCGUUGGGCUGAAGCGGUUGCAGCCUUCAAGGAACAGGAGAAGACACUUCCUGGUGAUGUGCUGCUGACGACUGGUUUUGUGUCAUAUAUGGGUUGCUUCAGCAAGAGCUACAGAGUAGACCUCAUUGAAAAAAUGUGGCUACCGUUCCUCAAGAGCCAAAAGGCUCCUAUUCCGAUUACGGAAGGAAUUGACCCACUAUCGCUCCUGACAGACGAUGCUGCUAUUGCCUUAUGGAACAACGAAGGUCUGCCGAGUGAUAACAUGUCUACUGAGAAUGCAACGAUCUUGACCAAUUGCGAACGGUGGCCACUGAUGAUUGACCCUCAACUUCAAGGCAUCAAGUGGAUCAAGAGCAAGUACGGUGAAUCGCUGCGUGUGGUCCGGCUCGGUCAGCGUGGCUAUCUGGACAUCAUUGAGCAAGGAGUCUCAAAUGGUGAUACAGUGUUGAUAGAGAACAUGAUGGAGAGUGUUGAUGCUGUGCUUGACCCAUUGCUUGGCAGAAAUACAAUCAAGAAAGGAAGGUACAUCAAGAUUGGUGAUAAGGAAGUAGAGUACAAUCCGGAAUUCCGUCUGAUCCUGCAGACCAAGCUAGCCAACCCUCAUUACAAGCCUGAGAUGCAGGCCCAGACUACACUCAUCAACUUCACUGUCACCAGAGAUGGUCUUGAAGAUCAGCUGCUGGCUCAGGUGGUUGCCCAAGAGAGACCAGAUCUGGAAUCUCUCAAGUUGGAAUUGACCAAGCAACAGAAUGAUUUCAAGAUUGUUCUGAAAGAGCUGGAGGACAACCUCUUAUCCAGACUGUCAUCUGCAGAAGGCAACUUCCUCGGCGAUACAGCUCUAGUGGAGAAUCUUGAGACGACCAAGCGUACUGCAGCAGAGAUUGAGUUGAAGGUGGCAGAAGCUAAGAAAACAGAAGUACAGAUCAAUGAAGCAAGAGAACAUUAUAGACCAGCGGCUGCCAGAGCCUCUUUGAUCUAUUUCAUUCUGAACGAUCUUAACAGGAUCAACCCUAUGUAUCAAUUCUCUCUGAAGGCAUUCAGUGUUGUGUUUGCUCUUGCAAUCAGCAGGGCAGAGCCUGCAGAGGAUGUGAAACAGCGUGUAGCCAACCUGAUUGAUUUCAUUACGUACUCUGUGUUCAUGUACACGUCCCGUGGUCUCUUUGAGGCUGACAAGCUCAUCUUCACUGCUCAAGUGGCCUUCCAGGUGUUACUGAUGAAGAAGGAGAUCAAUCCAUUGGAGCUGGAUUUCCUUCUACGUUUCCCAUCACAAAUGAAUGUAACCAGUCCAGUCGACUUCCUCUCCAAUAAUUCUUGGGGAGCUAUAAAGUCAUUGUCUGGUAUGGAAGAGUUCCGAAACUUGGAUCGUGACAUCGAAGGUUCUGCGAAACGUUGGAAGAAAUUUGUUGAAAGUGAGUGCCCUGAAAAAGAGAAGUUUCCCCAGGAAUGGAAGAACAAAUCCUCGUUGCAGAAAUUGUGUAUGAUGAGGGCACUGCGACCAGACAGAAUGACAUAUGCAGUCAGCAAUUUCAUAGAAGAGAAACUCGGGUCCAAGUACACUGAGAAUCGUGCCGUUGAGUUUGCCAAAUCGUUUGAGGAGACCGGCCCCGGAACACCUGUGUUCUUCAUUCUCUCACCUGGCGUUGACCCAUUAAAGGAUGUGGAAGCGUUGGGCAAGAAGAUUGGCUGGACAUUUGACCAGGGAAACUUCCAUAAUGUGUCCUUAGGCCAAGGCCAGGAGAUUGUAGCUGAACAGUGUAUGGACUUGGCUGCAAAAGAAGGCCAUUGGGUCAUUCUACAGAAUAUCCAUCUGGUUGCCAAGUGGUUAUCAACACUUGAGAAGAAAUUGGAGGCGUACAGCGAAGGCAGUCAUAAAGAUUACAGGGUGUUCAUGAGCGCCGAACCUGCAGGCACGCCAGAGUCCCACAUCAUUCCACAGGGUAUCCUGGAAUCUUCCAUCAAGAUCACCAACGAACCACCGACUGGUAUGCAUGCCAACCUGCACAAAGCCCUGGACAACUUCACUCAGGACACUCUGGAGAUGUGUUCCCGUGAGGCUGAGUUCAAGAGUAUUCUGUUUGCCCUAUGCUACUUCCAUGCCGUGGUAGCGGAAAGGCGUAAAUUUGGACCUCAAGGCUGGAACCGUGUGUACCCUUACAAUACCGGUGACUUAACCAUCUCUGUCAAUGUCCUGUACAACUAUCUUGAAGCAAAUGCCAAGGUACCGUGGGAGGAUCUUCGUUAUCUGUUUGGUGAGAUCAUGUACGGAGGUCACAUUACCGAUGACUGGGACAGAAGGCUCUGUAAAACCUAUUUAGAAGUGUACAUGCAUGCUGAAAUGCUUGAUGGUGAGUUAUACCUAGCGCCAGGUUUCCCCGUACCUGGUAAUUCCGACUACAAGGGCUACCACACUUACAUUGAUGAGAUGCUACCACCUGAGAGCCCCUACCUGUACGGUCUACAUCCUAAUGCUGAGAUCGGCUUCCUUACCACCACGUCAGAUAACCUGUUUAAGACUGUACUUGAGAUGCAGCCGAGGGACAGUAGUGGUAGCGGAGGUGGCGCCAGUAGCAGGGAGGAGAAGAUCAAAUCUCUGCUGGAUGAGAUCAUUGAGAAGCUGCCAGAGGAAUUCAACAUAAUGGAGUUGUCAGCUAAGGUCGAGGAGAGGUCGCCAUAUGUUGUGGUAGCAUUCCAAGAAUGUGAACGUAUGAACACUUUGACCAAUGAAAUCAGACGUUCACUGAAAGAACUUGAUCUCGGUCUUAAGGGCGAAUUGACUAUUACUGCAGAUAUGGAAGAUCUUAGCAACAGUUUGUAUCUUGACCAAGUGCCUGCAUCAUGGAUGAAGCGUGCUUACCCUAGCCUGUUUGGUCUUGGUCAGUGGUACACUGACCUCUUGCUCCGUAUCAAGGAGCUAGAGAGUUGGACAUCAGACUUCGCCCUGCCAAAUGUGGUCUGGUUGGCCGGGUUCUUCAACCCACAGUCCUUCUUAACGGCUAUCAUGCAGUCGAUGGCCCGUAAAAACGAAUGGCCGCUUGACAAGAUGUGCUUACAGUGCGACGUGACGAAGAAAAACAAGGAGGAUUUCAGCAGUGCACCCCGUGAGGGCGCCUACGUGCAUGGCCUGUUCAUGGAAGGCGCUCGCUGGGAUACGCAAACCGGUUUGAUAGUAGAUGCCCGUCUUAAAGAACUAACACCGGCUAUGCCUGUCAUCUUCAUCCGUGCAAUUCCUGUUGAUAAGCAGGAGACGCGCAACAUCUACGAGUGUCCAGUCUACAAGACCAAGAUUCGUGGACCAACAUUCGUAUGGACCUUCAACUUAAAGUCGAAAGAGAAGGCUUCGAAAUGGGUUCUUGCAGGUGUAGCCCUGUUGCUCUCCUCAUAAAAACCAUUGUUUUUCUCCAAAAAAAUAUCCCAAAAUUUCCUACAUUUUUUAAUCUAUUGGUACAAUACUAACAACCAUGUGCCUAGAUCUUACCACAGUGCAGACAUUAAAGACAUGAAAUGAUUCCAAAUCUAAUACAAGGAAUAUCUAUAAAAAAUAAGUUUCAGUAUAUAGAAGUAUAAGCCACAAUCAAAAUGUGUACAUAUAUUGGUGAAUAACACAUCCAAAAGGAUUAUAUGUCAUAAAAGAAUGAUGAUUUUUUAUUAUUUUUUUAUUGUUAUCAAUUAUUGUUAUUAUUAUUUAUUAUUAUUAUUAUUAUUAUUACUAAAGCUUUAUUUGCAUAGAUUAACUAAUAAAGAUUUAUUUAUUAUAAUGGCAAUGCUUUAUAUAUAUUGUAGAUGCCAUUCAUAAUUGUCGCCAUCAGUACAUUGUUAUUAUUAUCAAUGUUAAUAUUAUUAUUGUAUUAUUAUUAUUUUUUUUAUUAUUAUUAUUAUUAUUAUUAUUAUUGUCAUUGUUAUUAUUACUAAAGAUUUAUUUUCGUAGAAUAAUUAAACAAGAUCCAUUCAAUAUAAUGCUGAUGCUUCAUAAAUUGUAGAUACCAUUAUUACCGAAGUUGAGUUUACGGCAUAUUAUUCCAUCCAUAUAAACAUCAAAAACACUGAUGUCUAAAAUGAUUUUUGAAUAUUUAAAUAUAUUCUAAAGCCAAUACUGUUCUAAUUGUAUAUAUAGAUAUAAAUAUAAACUUAAUUACAUUGAUAUUCAGCUAUUUUGUUAUUUCCAUUUUCUUUCAGAGUAAUUUAGUUUUUUUCUAUUUUGAAAUGGAAACUUUACAUGCAUUUGAUACUUUUAUUUCAAAAUGCUAUUUAUAUUUUCUUGACAUAAUGACAAGAAAAUCAAAGAUAUUAAUUUCACAGUUGUUAAUCUUGUUUUGUUUUAAGCAUGACUUUCAUUACUACACUGUAAUUUCAACAGAUAUUUUUGUUCUUAUCAUAGAUUAUUAUUUUUAAUAACAUAUUCUUAAAAGACAAUGAAAUAUUACAAACAGAUGUGAAAGUGAACACUUAAUCCUUAGAUUGAUAUAUCAAUUAACUAUAAUAUCAAAUGUAAUUUAUCAUACAUUUAUUUUAUUUUUUUAUACAGAUAAUUUAAUUUGAAAUAUGAAUUUCUGAAUGCUAGUUGCAUUGAUAGUUAAAAUAUUCGUCCACUGACAAAUGUGUCAAUUUUAAACACAACUUCCAUCCAUUAUUAAAGUACUUAAAAAAUGCUAUGCUCUAAUUUCAAAGAUAUUUUAUCUGUUGUAGUUUGUUACUGAUUGAUUAAAAUGUGUUUAUACUGCAAUGAAUUUGUUCCGUCCAGAUGUUUAUAAAUAUAAUGAAAGUUAAACAAAGUUUAAAGUGAAAAACACAAUGUUACAUGAUGUCUCCACAAAUGUAUUAGAAUGAAGUGAAUAAAAUUAUUUAUGUUUUGAGUCAUGUCCAAUGAA